UGACAUAAAGUAAAAUUCCUCGGCAAGGAUUGCAGAGUAGUUUGGAACUGAGAAAAAGGAAAGUAACUGCAACUUCUUAUCAACAUAUCCAUGUCUGCUACUUUAUUUUUAGUUCCCAAUUCUAAUACACUGACCCUCUGUCCCCAUUCCAAUUUUGUUAUCAAACCCAAAACAGUUCUUCUUUCCAAAUCAUUCAAUUUUAAAAUUACCACUUUUUCCUCCAAACCCAAUGAUUAUAAUCAUUCCAGCAAAAACUUGGAACAAUGCAAUCUUGAAUUUGAAAAUCAAGAUUAUGGGUCAACAUCAAACCCUAUUUCACGUUCAAGUUCAGGAAUUAAAGGCCCUACUGCUCCAUGGAUGAGGGGUCCUCUUCUUGUUGAACCCAAUCAAGUUGUGGACUUAUCCAAAUCAAGAAAGAAGAAAGAUGCCAACUUUACUAAAACCCAAAAUCCUAGUGAUUCACUUUCUGGUAAAGUUAGUGGAGGAAGAGGUAAAAAGGCAAUGAAGAAGAUUUAUCAAAGCAUUGAUAAGCUCCAAGAAACACAGAAUUUGGAAUUUACACAUGUGGAAACUGAUGCUAAGUUUGAAUUUCAGUUCCCACCUGCUUCUUUAACUCAUUGGAAAGAUGUGAACUUUCAAUUUAAUGAACAAACUCCAUAUGUGAAAAAGGACAAAGUGGAAUUUGAUAUUUUAUCAAGAGAGAAUGAAGGAAGUGGGAAUAGAAGAAGUGGAGAGAAAAUGCCAUGGGAGAGUGAGGAGAGAAUUGUGUAUAGGAGAAUGAAGAAGGAGAAAGUUUUAACAGCUGCUGAGUUGAAACUUGAUGCAAUGUUGCUUGAGAGAUUGAGGGGUGAGGCUGCACAGAUUCAGAAGUGGGUGAAGGUUAAGAAAGCAGGAGUGACACAAGCUGUUGUUCACCAAAUCCACUUGCUUUGGAAGAAUAAUGAACUUGCAAUGCUCAAAUUUGACCUGCCUUUAUGUCGUAAUAUGGACAGAGCUCAAGAAAUUAUUGAGAUGAAGACUGGAGGCUUUGUAGUUUGGAGGAAGAAAAAUGCUCUGGUUGUUUAUAGAGGAUGUGAUUAUACUUUGAGACUGAAGGAUGACCCCAAACGACUUCAUGAUUUUAUCCGUAGUCAACAAAACAGUUCAUCUACUGACACCUUUAAAAAGACAAGUGCUUUCUUGUCGUCGAACUCAAGUAGGAGCAGUGUAGAUGUGAUAAGUGGUGAAAGCUCAGAAGAGGAUAGCCUAACAAUAAAUGAGUCACUCUAUGAGAGGGAAGCUAAUAGAUUAUUGGAUGACUUAGGACCUCGUUAUGUUGAUUGGUGGUGGCCAAAGCCUUUACCUGUGGAUGCAGAUUUGCUUCCUGAAGUGGUUCCUGGAUUUAAGCCACCAUUUAGACUUUGCCCGCCACGUUCAAGAUCAAAGCUGACUGAUGAUGAACUUACACACUUAAGGAAGCUUGCUCGUUCUUUGCCAACUCAUUUUGUCCUCGGGAGAAACAGAAAACUGCAAGGUCUGGCUGCAGCCGUCAUAAAAUUGUGGGAGAAAUGUCAUAUUGCAAAGAUAGCUUUGAAGUGGGGAAUUCCAAAUACGAACAAUGAGCUAAUGGCAAAUGAGCUGAAGUAUCUUACUGGAGGAGUUCUUUUAUUGCGGAAUAAGUUCUUUAUAAUCCUAUACAGAGGUAAGGAUUUUCUUCCUUCUCAAGUUGCAAGCCUUGUAGCUGAGAGGGAAGUGGAACUCAGAAGAUGUCAGCUUGAGGAAGAAGCUGCACGAUUCAAAGCAAUUGAAACCCUUCCAAUCACUACUGGAGAAUCAAUGAGCAGUAGUAAUGUUGGGCCUUUAUCAGAAUUCCAGACAAUUGCAGAACCUGGAAGGGAGAAAUCUGAGACUGAAGUUCAAUUAGUAGCAGAAAAAGAAAGAUUAGAAAAAGAACUGAGAGAUGAACAGCACAGCCUUUACAUUCUCAAGAAGAAGAUUGAAAAAUCAUCUAUAGCAUUGGGAAAGUUAGAUGCUGCAUGGAGACCUGCCAAACCAGAUGUCGAUAAAGAAAUCUUAACACAAGAAGAGAGACGAUCUCUUAGGCAGAUAGGAUUGAAGAUGGACAGGAGUUUAGUGCUUGGGAGACGCGGUGUUUUUGAUGGUGUGUUAGCGGGUCUCCAUCAGCAUUGGAAGCACAGAGAAGUUGUUAAGGUGAUCACAAUGCAGAAAAUCUUUUCUCAGGUCAUUCAUACUGCAAAUCUCCUGGAGGCAGAAAGUGGUGGAAUACUGGUUUCUGUAGACAAACUUAAAGAAGGCCAUGCUAUAAUAAUUUAUCGGGGAAAGAACUACAGACGCCCGGAAUUGGUGCCGCAAAAUCUUUUAAACAAAAGACAAGCUUUAAGUCGGUCCCUUGAAAUGCAGAGACUUGGAUCAUUGAAGUUUUAUGCAAAUCAAACGGAGCAGGCAAUCUCUGAUCUUAAGUGCAAGUUGGUAGAAUAUACAGUAAAGAUUGGUCAAAUGGGGGAAGAUCUAAAAGCUAGUGGUGCAUAACUACUCUUGAUCUUGAUCUUUAUCUUGACAUGGUCUACAUGCAUCAGCACGAAGGGAGUUCACCCAUUGGCUAGCUGAGUAUUAUGGGGAAAUAAGGACUAUUGCUUUGAGCCCUUGAUUAAUGACCUUAAACUUGGUAAAUUUUGAGAUGCGUCUUGGGAUUUCACUUUUGGGAUAACUGUGCAACUUGUGGAAGCAUUCAACUACGUGAUUCUCCUUGAUGAGACAGCAGAGUUUCAGGAUGAUGGUGGACUUGCAUAAGAGCAUUGGAUUGACAGUAACAUUGCUAACAUUCUUUUUUGCCACUUGUUGCAUGAUCUGGAAAAUAUCUAUUGAAGCAUUAGGUAGGCCGACCUCUAUGCUCGAAAGCAAUAAAAGAGCAUUUGGAGGAGGGAGAAGAUGAACGUACGAUAGAGAUUUGUUCCAUACAGCACGGAUUCAGUAAAAUUAAUUGCUUUACUGUUUCUUUAAGGACACUCUGCCACCUCUCGCAGCAACUGCAUGAUAUUGUGCCAAUUCCAUGUUUCAACUACUGCAGACAUGUCUCAUAUUUUUCUACUGAAUGGCAGAUUGAAUUGUAAGGUCCUGUUCAUACCACACAUUGACUUUUAAAAUUAGUUACUCAGAUAAGUGGCAAGUCCACACUGCAACAAAAGGUGGGUGCGAUGCAGGAUGAGAUGAGUGUUACCGGGAGGAUUCGUUGUUAUUUGGUGAUUAUCAAUCCAGGGCGUAGUGCACCUAUGGAUUUACCCUUCAUUUUCCACAAGACAACGAUAUAGGUGUUAGUGUAAUUUAGUGGUGUAAUUUAGUGGGAAAUGUGUGGUCAGGUUGUGGCUGCUCGAUGGUUUGGAUACAAACCUUAGGCAUCAUUACCUUUUCACAUGCAUUGUAUGACACUAAAGUGAAGUUUAUGUCCUCUUUGUUUGGUGAAAGUUGGCAAUAACUUUAUUAAUGCAUUGUAGCUAGUUUUCUGAUUCA
Molecule: messenger RNA, 3507 nt
Organism: Nicotiana attenuata
Lineage: Eukaryota; Viridiplantae; Streptophyta; Magnoliopsida; Solanales; Solanaceae
Product: chloroplastic group IIA intron splicing facilitator CRS1, chloroplastic
Exons: 10
Coding region: 91-2529 (812 amino acids)
Biological process (GO): RNA splicing, via transesterification reactions
Molecular function (GO): mRNA binding
Source: RefSeq, a predicted model, not a curated record